Messenger RNA from Dermacentor albipictus, 1530 nucleotides. Its product is annotated as 2-Hydroxyacid oxidase 1-like. NCBI's taxonomy places the organism in Eukaryota, Metazoa, Arthropoda, Arachnida, Ixodida, Ixodidae. Gene Ontology annotation, molecular function: oxidoreductase activity; FMN binding. The record is from RefSeq and is a predicted model, not a curated record.
GCGCAUGCGGCACGUGAUACCACCUGUCGAACCCAUUUGGCAAACAGCUGUGACUGCAGGGCUUCGCUGAAACAGAAACGGAGCUUGCCGCGUCCCGUCCACGUCGCCCGCCCAUGGAAGGUGCAUCAAAAAUCCUCCCCGAAAAUGGGGAGAAUGAUCAGGUGAGAAAGACAGAGGACCUUUGUUUGGCGGGACGUCAGAUUCCAGCAAAUGUAAGGCGCUACUUUGAGAUGGGAGCUGGCCGAGGCCAAACUGUUCGUGAAAACGAGCGGGCAUUCCAAAGGUGGCGCUUCUUUCCGAGAGUGCUCAGGGGUGUAUCACAGAGGCGGUUGGAGACGAGUAUUCUCGGGCAGUCGGUAUCCAUGCCGGUGUGCAUCGCUCCAACAGCUCUGCACAAAUUGGUGAACGCAGAAGGAGAAGCAGCCACUGCCAAAGCUUGCGCUCGUGUGGGGACCGUGAUGGUGCUCAGCAUCUUCAGCACAGUGAGCAUGGAGGAGGUGCGGAAGGCGGCUCCGAACUGCUCGUUAUGGCUGCAGGUAUACCUCUACAAGAAUCGUGAAAUCACACGUUCCCAAGUGGAGCGAGCCGAGCAGCUGGAUUUCGGUGCCAUCGUCUUAACAGCAGACUCCCCGGUAAUCGGCAGUGUGGAGACAGAGGGCGAUGACUGGGAGGCGAAGGGAAUACGCUGUCCCAACUUCGAUGAGUGGGGCAUGGAAGCAGCUAGGCCAGCCUUCUGGGACGCCGGUGCUACUUGGGAUGACCUGGAGUGGCUGCGAAGCGUCACCACGCUGCCCAUUGUGGUCAAAGGAAUACUGCGCAGAGACGACGCUCUGCUGGCUGCAGAACAUGGCGCAGCCGCUAUACUCGUGUCUAACCACGGUGGACGUCAGCUGGAUGGAACCAUAACUACGUUGGAGGCUCUGGGCGAGAUAUCGGCUGCCGUACGAGGCCUGCCAAUCGAGGUGUACGUGGACGGCGGAGUGCGCGAUGCUGCAGACGUCGCCAAGACACUGGCACUGGGCGCCAAGGCCGCCUUCAUUGGACGUCCCGUCAUUUGGGCGCUCGCGCAAAAGGGAGAAGAUGGUGUGGCCACCUUGUUAGAGAAGUUCAGGAAGGACUUGGAUCGAAUUCUCGCUCUUUUGGGCUGCCCUUCAGUGGACGACAUUGAUUCGUCAUUUGUGCGGCGUCAAGACUUCAAUAGAGAACGUCUGGAGGAGCAAAGCGUACAAGAGGCGUAGAAGAAAAGAAUCUUUGAGCGCCGCAAUUGGAGCUUACAAUAGCUUCAUUGCGUCUGUGUACACGUGGGACCUCGAUGCAGUAUAUCCACUGCGCUAUUGCGUAUCAUUGGCGCCUAAUAAUUCAUGCAGCAUACUGCGCACCUCCCAUAAUUCGAGUGGUGGCGCCUGUGCGUUUAUCUCGGAGGCUGCAAAGGCCGGUACUGUUGCUGAUGCCAACUACGUUAUAUGCGGAGCGAAGAAGUUCUUCCGGUGACGGAGAUGGCUACGGUUACAACCUGUUACGCUCGUAGGA